AUGAUUUCCUCCAUGCGCGGUAGCACCAAUAAUGAGGGUGAUGUGCGCAGCUCGGGGAUCUACAGUCUGCAGACGAUGCUCUGGUACCGCACCGGAUCACGCUACCGGGACCUGCACUUCCUCGGUGCCCGCUUCGGAGAUAAGAUUGCGCUGGGCAUAGUGUUCGUGAGCUUGUACUGGAGAAUCGGGGAAAAGGAAGACCUCGCUAGCGUCCAGUCAACCUGUGGUAUUUUCUUCUUCCUCGUGGCUAUGUGUGGCUUUACAGCUACCAGCUUCCUGCCGGCCUUGGUGUUGGAGCGCUCGCUCUUCUAUCGCGAGCGUGCGGACGGCCUGUACAACAGCGUGACAUACUACGCCGUCAAGCUGAUAGAAGAGGCAGUGAUGAGCGUUGUGGUCAUCUUCCUGUUCAGUCUUGCGCUGUACACGGCCCUGGGGCUCUACGGAUCCUUUGGGGUCUUCUUCGCUACGCUCUACACAACAAACUUCAUAGGCAUAGUAGUUGCCUACGCCAUAGCGGCCAUUGCUCCAAACAUGGAGAUCGCGAAUGCAACUCUCCCUGCUUACCUGGCCUCCACGGCGUGUGUUUGUGGCUUCUUCAUCCUUUGUGAGAACAUGGCCUACCCAUGGCAAUGCUACUCUGCCAUCUCAUUCAUGAAGUAUGCCUGGGCACUCCUGAUGCUGAACCACUUCGGCGAGCACCCAGGCGGGGAGUCCAACUUCUAUUACAAGGAUGGGGAGAUCAUCAAUGUCAUUGAUUUCUACGGCAUGGACGAGGGCAUUACUUCAAGCAUUCCUUUGUGCUUUGCAGCGCUCAUUGGUGUGUGGUUCGUGUUCGUCGCCGCUGGAAUCUUGGGGCUGGCUUUCAUCACGCAUGCUCGACG
This is a messenger RNA of Symbiodinium pilosum, 881 nucleotides long. The record is from the annotation of a GenBank genome assembly. NCBI's taxonomy places the organism in Eukaryota, Dinophyceae, Suessiales, Symbiodiniaceae.